Molecule: messenger RNA, 6553 nt
Organism: Anoplophora glabripennis (Asian longhorned beetle)
Lineage: Eukaryota; Metazoa; Arthropoda; Insecta; Coleoptera; Cerambycidae
Gene: Mi-2
Product: chromodomain-helicase-DNA-binding protein Mi-2 homolog
Exons: 16
Coding region: 148-6006 (1952 amino acids)
Biological process (GO): chromatin remodeling; negative regulation of transcription by RNA polymerase II
Cellular component (GO): chromatin; nucleus
Molecular function (GO): ATP binding; chromatin binding; DNA binding
Source: RefSeq, a predicted model, not a curated record
CGGGUGGGGAUAAAAAGAGCAAUGGAAGAACAACUCCACGGAGUAGAAAAGCGGUGCAUACUUUUUGUGAUAAGUGCAUUAUUUUAAUUAAAAGAGUGAUAACAACCGUUGACUAACAUAAAUUAAGUAUCCUCGUGUCUAGUUAAGAUGGCAUCCGACGAAGAAGUCGAGGAAUCUUUUGCCGGGGAAGAAGAUGCCCCUGAAGAAGUGCCUGGCGGAGACCAAGUGGAAAACGAACCCGACUCCGAAGAUGCGGCCCCCAAGGGAGGGGAAGAUGAUGAUGAUUAUGAACCUGAGGAUGGCCGUAAGAAAAAGAAGGGAAAGAAAAGGAAAGCGAGGGGGGAGGAGAAGAAAGGCAAGAAAAAGAAGAAAAAGCGAAAAAAUGAUAGUGGAGAUGAAAGUGAUUUUGGAGACGAAGACAAUGGUGAUUCAGAUUAUAGCAGUAGUAAAAAGUCGAGAAAAUCGAGGGGUUCCACUAAACACAGUUCUGCUCCUGCCACUCCGGCGGCAGAAUCGAAUACAUCAAGUGGAGGGAUGCCCACUAUAGAAGAGGUGUGUUCCACAUUUGGAUUAACAGAUGUGGACCUGGAUUACACCGAGACCGAUUUCCAAAACCUGACAAGUUACAAAUUAUUCCAACAGCACGUUAGACCUCUUCUCGCUAAGGAAAAUCCGAAAGUACCCAUGUCUAAGCUGAUGAUGUUGGUGGCUGCGAAAUGGCGUGAAUUCUCCAACAUAAAUCCAAACCUUCAAACAGAAACUGAACGAACUGAACCUUCAGCUCCGUCAACAUCCACAUCUGAAGAAGGAGGUUACUCCAAACCAAGCCGUUCUAGAGCAUCCAAAGAAGCCGCACAAAAAAUCGUAGAGGCUGAUUCUGAACCAUUUGAUGACGACGAUGAAGACGAAGAGGAUGAUGACGGAAAAACCAAGAAGAAACGAAGUUCUAGAGUAAAGAAAGCAUCUAAAAAGGCGUCGAAGGUUCCGACACUAAAAAUCAAAUUAGGAAAGAGAAAACGAGGAAGUUCGGAUGAAGAUGGCGAUAUGAGCGUUGGUGCGUCGGACAGAGAUUCGGACGCCGAAUUCGAACAGAUGCUCCAAGAAGCGGAGGAACCGAAAACUAACGAGGCUACCGGCGACGCUUCUCAACCUGCCGAGGGCGGCGGUGAGGAAAUGCCGCAACCCAGACGCAAGGCCAAGACGAAAAUCGGGAAUAAGAGCAAGAAGAAGAAAAAGGUCAAAAGUGGCAAGAACGAAGAGGAAAAUUGUGAUCACCAAGAUUAUUGCGAAGUUUGCCAACAGGGAGGAGAAAUCAUUCUGUGCGACACCUGCCCUAGAGCGUAUCACUUGGUAUGUCUGGAACCAGAACUGGAGGAGGCUCCGGAAGGCAAAUGGAGUUGCCCGCAUUGCGAAAAUGAGGGACCCCCGGAACAAGACGAUGAUGAACAUCAAGAAUUUUGCCGUGUCUGUAAGGACGGUGGUGAAUUGUUGUGCUGUGAUUCUUGUACUUCAGCUUAUCACACUCACUGUUUGAACCCUCCCUUAACGGAGAUUCCAGACGGUGACUGGAAAUGCCCGAGAUGCGGUUGUCCGCCUCUUAUUGGUAAGGUCGCCAAAAUCUUGACAUGGAAAUGGGUUGAACACACAAGUAAAAAAGAGGGAGAAGAACCGAAAAAAUCCAGGCACAGAGAGUUUUUCGUCAAAUGGCAUGAGUUAUCUUACUGGCAUUGCAGUUGGAUAACAGAGCUACAAUUGGACGUAUACCACCCGCUAAUGUUCCGCAGUUACUACAGAAAAUACGACAUGGAGGAACCACCCAAAUUGGAAGAACCGAUGGACGAGUCUGACACACGCUGCAACAGGCUAGUAAAGAUGGGAGGCACGCAAAAUGAUGAAGAACUGGAAGAGAAGUACUACAAAUACGGCGUGAAGCCAGAAUGGCUCAUAGUCCAUCGGGUCAUCAAUCAUCGCACCAUGCGAGACGGCAGAACUCUUUAUCUUGUCAAGUGGAGAGAGUUAACUUACGAUCAGGCGACGUGGGAGGAGGAAUCCGAUGAUAUUCCGGGGCUUAAGCAAGCUAUUGAGUAUUAUAUGGAUUUGAGAUCGGCGUGUAUGAGUGGGGGCGGUAGCUCCAAGAACAAGAAAGGCAAAGGCAAAAAGAUCAAGAGGGAUCUUAUCGAUGACGAUGAUAGAACUACUCCUCGCAGAUAUACGCCCCCUCCAGAAAAACCUUGCACUGACUUGAAGAAGAAAUUCGACAAGCAACCAGCCUAUCUGGACGAAUUGGGCAUGCAACUGCACGAAUACCAAUUGGAAGGUUUGAAUUGGUUGCGUUACUCUUGGGCUAACGGAACAGACACCAUCCUCGCUGACGAGAUGGGUCUGGGAAAAACCAUCCAAACCAUAGUCUUUUUGUAUUCCCUAUACAAGGAAGGCCACUGCAAAGGGCCGUUCUUGAUUAGUGUGCCCCUCUCGACCAUCAUCAAUUGGGAGAGAGAAUUCGAAACUUGGGCUCCAGACUUCUAUUGCAUCACUUACGUCGGCGAUAAAGAUUGCAGAGCUGUGAUCAGGGAAAAUGAAAUUAGUUUCGAAGAAGGCGCUGUUAGAGGCGGUCGUGCAUCCAGAAUAAGGGCAAGCUCCAUUAAGUUCAACGUUUUGUUAACCAGCUACGAGUUGAUCUCUAUCGAUGCGGCUUGCUUAGGGUCCAUCGAUUGGGCUGUUCUGGUCGUAGACGAAGCACAUCGUCUGAAAAGCAACCAGUCCAAGUUUUUCAAAAUAUUGAACAGCUACAACAUCACCUAUAAACUUCUCCUUACCGGUACCCCACUGCAAAACAACUUGGAAGAAUUGUUCCACCUUUUAAAUUUCUUGAACGGACAGAAAUUCAACGACUUGACAACUUUCCAAGCGGAGUUCGCAGAUAUAUCCAAAGAAGAUCAAGUCAAGAAGUUGCAUGAACUUUUGGGGCCCCACAUGCUGCGUCGUCUCAAAACUGACGUACUUAAAAACAUGCCGACAAAAUCCGAAUUUAUCGUACGUGUAGAACUGUCCCCCAUGCAGAAGAAAUACUACAAGUACAUCCUGACCCGUAACUUCGAAGCUUUAAAUCCGAAAGGAGGCGGCCAGCAAGUUUCUCUGCUUAAUAUUAUGAUGGACUUGAAAAAAUGUUGUAAUCAUCCCUAUCUGUUCCCGGCGGCAGCAGAGGAAGCUCCAUUGGGUGCCCACGGCAGUUGGGAUGUCCAACACCUUGUCAAGGCCUCAGGAAAGUUAGUGUUGCUGUCGAAAAUGUUGAGGAAAUUAAGAGAACAAGGCCACAGAGUGCUCAUCUUCUCUCAGAUGACGAAGAUGUUGGAUAUCCUGGAAGAUUUCCUGGAAGGGGAGGGUUAUAAGUAUGAGCGAAUCGACGGCGCCAUCACGGGUGGCUUACGUCAAGAGGCAAUCGAUAGAUUCAAUGCUCCGGGAGCUCAACAAUUCGUAUUCUUGUUGUCGACAAGGGCUGGCGGUUUGGGAAUUAAUUUGGCCACCGCAGAUACAGUUAUCAUUUACGACUCGGAUUGGAAUCCUCACAACGAUAUCCAGGCCUUCUCGAGAGCCCAUCGUAUCGGUCAGGCCAACAAAGUCAUGAUUUACCGAUUCGUUACCCGUAACAGUGUGGAAGAAAGGGUAACGCAAGUGGCAAAGAGGAAGAUGAUGUUAACCCACUUGGUGGUACGGCCUGGUAUGGGAAAGGGGGCCAAUUUUACCAAACAGGAGUUGGACGAUAUCUUGAGAUUUGGUACUGAAGAAUUGUUCAAGGAAAAUGAAGGGAAGGAAGAUGAAGCUAUCCAUUACGAUGACAAAGCCGUCAACGAACUGUUAGACAGAUCGAAAGAAGGUAUUGAACAGAAGGAAAGUUGGGCCAAUGAAUACCUCAGUUCCUUCAAGGUGGCCAGCUACGUCACCAAAGAAGGUGAGGCUGAAGAGGAAGUGGACACGGAAAUUAUCAAGCAGGAGGCUGAGAACACCGACCCAGCCUAUUGGAUAAAACUCUUGAGGCACCAUUAUGAACAGCAACAGGAAGAUAUCGCCCGUACCUUGGGUAAGGGCAAGCGUGUGAGGAAACAAGUCAAUUAUAAUGACGGCGGAAUGACUACCGAUACCCGCGAGGAUUCUACGUGGCAAGAGAAUCUCUCGGAUUACCAUUCGGACUUCUCUGCUGGUUCGGACGAAGACAAAGAGGACGAUGACUUUGACGAAAAGAAUGACGGCGAUCUCAGCAGACGAAGCAGAAGAAGAAUGGAACGUAAAGAUGAACGAGACAGACCUUUGCCGCCCCUCUUGGCUAGGGUUGGAGGUAACAUCGAGGUUUUGGGUUUCAAUGCACGUCAAAGAAAGGCAUUCCUAAACGCCAUCAUGCGAUAUGGCAUGCCGCCUCAGGAUGCUUUCAACUCGCAAUGGCUCGUUAGAGACUUGAGGGGAAAAUCGGAGAAGAUAUUCAAGGCGUACGUAUCGCUGUUUAUGAGACAUUUGUGCGAACCCGGUGCAGAUAACGCGGAAACGUUUGCCGAUGGCGUGCCAAGAGAAGGUCUGAGCAGACAACAUGUUUUGACCAGGAUAGGAGUGAUGUCGUUGAUCCGGAAGAAGGUGCAGGAAUUCGAGCACAUAAAUGGAGAAUAUAGUAUGCCGGAGGUGAUCAAGAAGUCGAUCAUGGAUCAGAAUAAGAUCAGCAUUACCCCGACUGACGGAGAAACUCCUAAGAGCACCACAACCAGCACAAGCGCUACUCCGGCGACUAGCGCAGCUCCCAGUCCGGCGCCCACUCAAGUCGAUCCCGAUAAGGACAAGGACAGUUCGAUUGAAGAGAGUAAAGAUGCCAAGUUGGAAAAGGAGGGUCUCUCUGAAGAAAAAGAGAAGACCGCUUCUGAAGAGAUUAAGGAAGAAUCGGCCAAAACAGAAUCGACGGAGUCCUCGGAAGCCGACGUUAAGUCUGAGAUUAAAUCAGACGCAGAUUCUGCAUCUAUCGCCAGUGACGAGAAGAAGGAAGAAAAAGAAGAGGACAUUAAAAAUGAAGAGAUAGAGAUAAAAGAUGAAGUUAAAAAGGAUGAAGAUGAGAAGGAGAGUGAAAUGAAGAAGGAAGAGGAAAUUGAGAAGAAAGAAGAAAAACCAAAGAUUGAAAAGAAGGAAGAAGAGGACGUGGUUGUCGUUGAGCAAGAGGACAAGAAGGAUAAGAGAGAGAGCGAACCAGAGACUAAAAAGAGAUUCAUGUUCAACAUCGCCGACGGCGGCUUCACGGAACUCCACACUCUGUGGCUGAACGAGGAAAAAGCCGCCACCCCGGGUCGGGAAUAUGAAAUCUGGCACAGGCGUCACGAUUACUGGCUGCUAGCAGGCAUCGUAACUCACGGCUAUGGCAGGUGGCAAGACAUCCAAGCCGAUGCUAGGUUUGCCAUCAUCAAUGAACCCUUCAAGAUGGACGUUGGUAAAGGCAAUUUUCUUGAGAUCAAGAACAAGUUCCUGGCUAGGAGGUUCAAGCUCCUAGAACAGGCCCUGGUGAUCGAAGAACAGCUACGCAGGGCGGCAUACCUCAACCUGACGCAGGAUCCCAACCAUCCCGCAAUGUCACUUAAUGCCAGAUUUGCCGAAGUCGAGUGCUUAGCGGAAUCUCACCAGCACCUCAGUAAAGAAUCGUUGGCAGGCAACAAGCCGGCGAACGCCGUCCUGCACAAAGUGCUCAACCAGCUGGAAGAGCUGCUGUCCGAUAUGAAAUCGGACGUGUCCAGAUUGCCUGCUACUCUAGCGAGGAUACCUCCUGUGGCGCAAAGGUUGCAGAUGUCUGAGAGGAGCAUCCUGUCUCGGCUGGCAGCCACGUCUUCAUCUAAUACUCAAACGACAACGCAAGUGAUGAGCCAGUUCCCAGCAGGCUUCAACGCCGGCAACAUCCAAUUUGCCGCGGCGGCGGCCAAUUUCGGCAACUUCAGGCCACAAUAUUCUGUACCCGGCCAACCACCCACCGGUUUCCCAUCAUAAUAGCUUUGUAAGUUCCUCCUUGGGUAGGUUAAGCAUUAAAAUUGUAUUUAUUAUCAUUUUCGUUUCUCCUCUUUGCAGAAUUCUAAUUUAUUGUGGAAGGGUAUUGUCAUUACACACACAAAUACACACUCUUUUUGCUCAGACAGGCCUGGUCGAUGUCCUAGUAAAAUUUAUUUAAUUUAGUUUCAUUUCUCCUCAAACUAUUGUAGUAGUAUUUUGGCAUUUUUAUUAUUUAUUACACGCGUGCGCAUUAUGUGUUUUCAUUGUUCUUUGUCGUGACAUAUGGGAUGAAAAAGACAAUCUUAGCGUUGGUUAGCCAGUAGCGACUAUUAUUUUUCAUUUGGAGCGUUGUGAUUACGUUGAAUUUUUUUAUUGCAUAUGUUACCGGUCUGUGAGGACACAAAAUGUCAUUCCAAAUCUUAGUGAAAUAGAAUUACCUCUUAGGAAUUUGUUAUAUUAAGGGUUCCACUUGUUAAAUGGUGGUGCGUUUUUUUAAAUGGUAUGUUUAAUCUUGAGCAUUCCUCCAAUAAACAGAUAGAGAACAAAA